GGAAUUUUCAGUCUAAUAGCUUCUUUUUGUGAGAUGCUUAUGUCUGAAAGACUACAGAAUCACAGAUUUCAAAACACUUUCCUUCGACCCUCUUCUUCUGAUUUCCUGUGGAAAAAAAUGCAGAUGCUCUUCUUUGUCGUGGUGAUGUGCAUGGUAGGUGCCUCUGCUUUCAGACUUCAGCAAGUCAAAAGCACAGAAAACUGCCCAGAUCACACAGUGUUUUUCAAACACUACUAUGAACUGCAUGGAGAACCUGUGGUUCUGAAAUGCCCUUCCCCCAGAUACAAACAUUUGGAUUUCUCUGCCUUGACCUCUAAUAUCACAUGGUAUAAAAAUGGUUCAAACACCAUGAUAUCAGGAAGAGAUGAAGAUGCAAGAAUCUGGGCAAAAGGAGAUGCUCUCUGGUUUUUACCAGUGAUGCUAGAAGACUCAGGAGUAUAUAUCUGCACAAAAAGGAACUCCUCCUACUGCGCCGAGGUCUCCAUCCACCUCACAGUCAUGGAGAAAACAGCUGCUCGGGAGAUUGCCUAUCCCCAGGUCCUCUUCACUUUCACCUCUGGAAAGAUUGUUUGCCCUGACCUGUGGGAUUUUGCACCAAAUAGGACAAGCCUGGAGCUCAAGUGGUACAAGGAUGCUCUGCCUUUGGAAGAUGACAAUGAAAGAUUCAUCAUUCUCAAAGGUUCAGCAUCUCUGAUCAUGACAUCUGUGCUACCAACAGACAUGGGGUAUUACACCUGCAAGAUGUCAUUUCCAUUUGAAGGUGUGAUGUAUGAAAUCACCAGGACAAUUCAACUGGAGACUGUUGAACAAGAGAAGAGAAUUACCCCGAUAAUUGUGUAUCCAGCCCAAAAGACAACAUCAGCUGCUCUUGGCUCCAAGAUGACUCUCCCGUGCAAAGUGUUUGUUGGGCUGAGCAGCCAUUUCCAAACUGAUGUGGAAUGGCUGGCAAAUGACACCAGCGUUGAUGUGGUUUAUAAACAAAGCAGAGUUGCAGAGGGGGAACGACAAGAAAUUGUAGAAAAUGGUGAAAACUUUAUUGAAGUACCACUGAUUUUUGAUUCUGUUGAAGAAGUGGAUUUCUAUACAGACUUUACCUGUCUGGCCCAGAACAGAUAUGGAUACCAAGUACUGCCAACAAGGGUCAAGCAGGAAGCUGUUGGUCUGUCCUGGUACAUUGCAGUGAUACCUGUUGCACUGGCCUGUGUGAUCGUGGGAGGGAUAUGCAUGCACAAGUGCUGGAAGCGGAGAGCUGAUAAAGGAUAUUCAGUACCAAAAGUUUAAAAUCCACUUGGUUCUCUAACUGCCAAAAGAGCAAAAAAAAAUCACCCUGGCUAUCUUUCACAUCAGACACAGAGAGCAUUUCAGUCCCAAUAUACUGAAUUCCCAACAGACUGAUAAUAACAGCUCUUUCCCAUUUUUCCUGGUCUUCUAUGAUCUGAUGAAGUUAAAAACAUAAAUUUGCAUUUUUAUGCUGCUUAGAUGCAGGAAAUCUGGUUCUAUUAUUUUGCACCUAGGGUGCAAUCUGUAGACUUUUGGAACACAAAAUCGUGCUCUGGAUAUGGGAAGGGCAGGGAAAGGGAGGUGCGCUCAUCCUUUGUAAUUCCAAUAGAUGUACUGUUUUUUUAAAAAAAGGAAAAGAAACCCCCUAAAACCUAAAAAAGGAAGCUAAAGAAGCUUGCUACAGAAAGACUAUUUGAAACUAGAGUGAAAAAGCAAUUUUUCUAUGCAACCAGACUAAAUUUAUUUUACUUCAGUCUAAAAAGAGCCAUUUGUUUUCCCUUUUCCAGAGCCAAAUGCAGUUGUCAUGGCAACUGUAUAUCUACGAACUUCUCCACAGAAAAACUAAUUUUGUUCACCAUUUGGAUUACACUUUGCUUAAAUAGACUGUCUCAGAAUAUUCUGCCCCCAGAGAUAACUCCAUCUGUAUAACAGAUAACUGUACACAGAAGAAUUCAAUUCUGUUUUAUCUACCAAUAUGUUGUAGCUAGAGAUUUAUAGACAGCUGUAACAUGUUGUCAUCUUUGCCAAGGAAAGAAUUGGAGGGAUGUUUAAGUGUUUUGAGACUAAUUUGAUUAAUCAAAAGUUUUAUUCCUGGAAGUGAUUGGACAGAUUGUCAGUAAUAAUGAACAGUCUCACGCUUUUGUGCCUCCAGCCCUUUUGUGACCAGUCUGGUGUAGCUUCAGAUUGUGUCCUUUAAAUUGCAGUUUGCAACUUGGUUACAUAGGAUGCAAAACACUGCCUGUUAUGUUAACCUAGCUGGAUUCUAGUCUUGACAUAAAUCAUAAGGGAGCAAUAAAUAAUCAAUGACCAUGUUGUACUUUGAGAGUCAGAAUGAGUAAAAUUAUUUGGUCACUUCCUCUCUUCCUCUUCAAAGAGGUACCACUCAUGAGAGCUGAGAAAUCAUUACAUGAUAUAUAAUGUGUAUUAUCUUCAUCUGCAUAGGAGGGAAGAGAACCUGCAUUAAGGCCUAGAUUAGUACAGAUCCAUAACUGACACCUCUCACAGGCAUCAAAGAUAAAGCUUUUUGUUCAUGUAAAUCAUCCCAGAGGAUUUUCAAAUUCUGUAGGAAAAAAAAAAUCAGGAAAAGCCUUGGCUCCAGAAAUCAAAUUGUAACACACUAGAGAAGUGAAUGGCUCACAUCCACCUGGGAGAGACCAUGACCUUAUGCCUUUCCACCACUGCUUCUAGUUGGCUCUGAGUUUGGCCCAAUAAAUGUCUGGAAGGAUUUUAAAGAGUAGGAUGUGGUUUGAGUUAAGAAAUCUUCACUCUAUUAGAAAGAACAUUCAUAUGUAAUGAGAUUUAAACCAAAGGCUCCCUUUAAAUACUCUAAAUAUUUGUUGUGAAGAUACAGGCACAGGGAUUAGAGUUCUGACGCAGUUUAGGUCAAAGACAUGCAGGGAACACCACAGGACUCACUGUUUCCAAGUGCAGAAUAUUAAAGAUGAUAAGGACUACAAGUAUUUUAUGGGCAGAUGGGAAAAAGGUGGAUGCAAGUGUGGAGAACAGUCAGUCCACUUGGAUAUCUGUUAUUUGAAGGGAGAAAGCUAUAGAUGAAUUGAUCUGUGUUGGAGGGAACAUUGAAAAUGUUUCAGGAGCAUCAGGAAUGCUCAUUCUUUUCAAGCAAUUGCUAGUCUGUACCUAGAGAACACAUUAGGUUUGCCAAUAAAUGUAAUGUUUAAAAAUG
Messenger RNA from Sturnus vulgaris (Common starling), 3184 nucleotides. It is a transcript of the gene IL1R2, whose product is annotated as interleukin 1 receptor type 2. The record is from RefSeq and is a predicted model, not a curated record. NCBI's taxonomy places the organism in Eukaryota, Metazoa, Chordata, Aves, Passeriformes, Sturnidae. Gene Ontology annotation, molecular function: interleukin-1 binding; interleukin-1, type II, blocking receptor activity.